AUGGCCGCGGAGGCAAGAGCUACGGUCACCUGUGAGCCGGUCCAACCUGGCGGUGACCAUGUCGCCCCGGAUCCACAUCCCCAGUACGACUUCGACCACGCCUCCAAACCGCUUCCUCCCGUGCCUGACGUCGACGCGGCGGAGGAGGCCAAUGAGCCGGAUCCGCCAAGUUUCUCCUCCAUCUUUGCGAGCAUUCCUCCCGGGGUAGAUCUGAACACCACCGCCUCCUUACCCAAGGAAAUCCGUAUCCCCGCCGUCUUCCUCGGCAUCCCCUUUCCGCCCGCCGAGCAUGCCCGCGACGACGACAAGCACCUCAAGAAGCGCCCUACGCUCCUCCUCUAUGCCCCGCCGCGCGCGCCGUACCGCAAACCGCAGCCCGAUGAGAAUGGCAAGACGAAGCAGGAACUCGUCAAACGCGUGGAACGGAAAUGGCAAGAGGAAGUUGCACAGGGUCAACGGAUCCACGACGGACAGGAAGCAAACGCAAGUCGGUGGAAACGAACGAAAGGCCCUUUUGCGAGAAAAGCGGCACAGUUCAUCCAGUGGUUACCGGAUAGCACGCUGGAAGCGCUCACGCGGAUUCCUCCCAAGAAGAAGCUGAAUGAGGCGAUUGUAUUCGUGCCAGAGGAUCCAGAGUAUUCGUCGCCAGAGAAGAAGGCAGGCCUCGAGCAGCAACUAGAGCAAGAGCGCAAAGGUGCCAUAAAGCGCACUUGGAUAUCCGGGCUUCUUCUACCCGUCACCGAGACCAUCGACUUUUUUAACCCCGUCCCCAUAUUUGCCUUCGAGGUCAACCUCGCAUACUUUGCGUUCCAGCUGCAGGGUCUGCGCAAAGCCACCGCACUCAACUCGGACGAUGUCCAGCUUCGCCUCGAACCCUCUACCCAUCUCGCCCCGCUUCAAGCUCGACUUCGCGCGCUCUGCAAUGCGCGCACGCAACAGCAAGUCCCCAGCGCGGACGAACCGGAUCUCGGACCGGGGUUAGACGAGGGCCGUACCGCCCCUGGCCGCGCUGGUGGUCGCGCGCUUGCCGAGGCCAUUGUGGCCGUGUUCACAGCUGCAGUGCCGCCGGAGGUUGCGGGGAGACAUGCGCUCGACGACCUGGAGGCCCUCGCCGACGAUAUCGAACGGUGCUUGCAGAAGGGCGCAAAGGAGUACAUCAAAUCCUUAUGAUACCCUGGGUCAGCCACUUGGCGUGAAGUGGACAUCUCCUUCUCGUUUGGAGCUUUUUAUCCGCGGUCUUGUAUGGCCACAUGCCCUAUGUACUCUGAUACUUCCUGGAACUUACCGCUAGCACAGCCUCCUUCAAUCUACA
Punctularia strigosozonata HHB-11173 SS5 is the source of this 1312-nucleotide messenger RNA. RefSeq lists its product as uncharacterized. The record is from RefSeq and is a predicted model, not a curated record. The transcript is spliced from 5 exons. The coding region runs from base 1 to 1170 and encodes 389 amino acids. Lineage: Eukaryota; Fungi; Basidiomycota; Agaricomycetes; Corticiales; Punctulariaceae.